This is a messenger RNA of Chenopodium quinoa (quinoa), 1562 nucleotides long. RefSeq lists its product as uncharacterized. Bases 288 to 1478 code for a protein of 396 amino acids. NCBI's taxonomy places the organism in Eukaryota, Viridiplantae, Streptophyta, Magnoliopsida, Caryophyllales, Amaranthaceae. The transcript is spliced from 5 exons. The record is from RefSeq and is a predicted model, not a curated record.
UUAAAGAUUCGGGCACGAAGACCCCAUUCAUUGCUGAAGCUUGUAUCUUGCGGAAAGUGUCUCUCUUUCAGGUCGCCAAGGUAAAUGACUGUAACGGCUAUUGAGGCUUCCCUGUGCAUCUGUUAGUUUGAUUAAUGAUGCGUUAUUAUUUAGCAAUGUAUGUAAGUAUUAAUUACUUACUAACUUUUGUUUUUUCUUUUUAAUUUUUUUAUAGAUUCAUAUGUUAAUUGAAGCACAAGUUUAGCUUGAAGACUACAAAUUUAGCUCAAUUGUGGUGAUUACAUCUCAUGGCGGACGAUCAGGACCGUGUUUGUGUCGAGGAUGUAGAGGAUGAUGAUGAUGACUUCUCUAGGGAUGGUGAUGAGCUGUAUGAUGUGAACAAGGAGCCUGAUUUGGGUGAGGCAGAAGAUCAGGCUCAGGAUGAGUUGGAGCGUAGGCUGGAUGCAUUUGAAAUGGAGGCUGAACAAGCGCCUCCUAUUGAAAAUGCAGUUUCUGAGACGGUUGGUGAGAACGCUACUUCCCACAAUCAAAGCCAAGGACAAAGUGGAGGAGGGGUGAGGGCACCGGCUAAGAAAAAGGUGAGGGGUCCUACAACAAGUUUCAAGAAACCCGUCGGUCCCAUGGUCCUGGAGUACGACAAGGCGGGCCAACGUGUAGGAAAAUUCUGUCGUCCAUAUGCUAUUCACGUUGGCAUUUGUGCGCGUAAAAUCCCGAUUACACUUCGUAUGCGGGAAGUACCUCCACACUUGAUUGACACAUUUUGGAAUGAUACAAGGAGUCUGUUUAAUAUUUCUAAUGAUGCCGCCAAGCGAAGGGUGUUUGAAUCUUUGCUAGCGGAAAGAUUCAGAGGCUUUAAGAGCGAAUUAGUUCGUUGUUGGAUUACAAAUAGGAAGAAAAAACCAAAGAAGAAGAAAGGCAAUGAUGAUGAAGUCAUCAAUGAAGAGCUACUCCCAUGGCAAAAAUGGCCAAACAUAUCGAAGGAUGAUUGGGAAGCUUUUGUUAUUCAACAAAGUACAAAGGAAGCAAUUGAACUGAGGGAGCAAAAUUCCAAAAAUGCAAAGAUGAAGCAAUACACCCAACGUAUGGGGUGUAAGACAUUUGGUGAAUGGAGGGAAACGUGGGUCAACGAAGGAGUAUAUCCCACUUCGCUACUAGGGUCGUCCAAAGGACCCUCUUCUUCCACGAUCACUACGCUGGUGAGUCGUGCUGGUGAUUUCUUCUGUUCACUGCAUGCGCGUGACAAGGAGACCGGAAAAUGGGCCAUCAAGGCUCCGGAAACCAAAGAAAUGGCUGAUAAGCUCAUUGAACACACUGAAGAACUGGUUGAAGGCAAGCUCGUCCCAAGUGUAGAAAAAGACCCUUUCACCUUGGCUUUGGGAAAGCCCUACCAUCCAGGACGGGUAGUAGGUGCAGGAGGGUCAUUGCUAGGGUGGGAAAAGGUGAUGGGUCCAGAGUAUACCAAAUCAGGAAGAUCCUGAGCAAGUGUGAACUCACCUCAUGACUUGGUUUCCACGGUGGCAUCGAUUAAGGAACAAGUCCGCAACGAGCUCGUAAGUGAAUUU